Zea mays is the source of this 389-nucleotide messenger RNA. RefSeq names its product enolase 1-like. NCBI's taxonomy places the organism in Eukaryota, Viridiplantae, Streptophyta, Magnoliopsida, Poales, Poaceae. Gene Ontology annotation, biological process: glycolytic process. The record is from RefSeq and is a predicted model, not a curated record. Gene Ontology annotation, cellular component: phosphopyruvate hydratase complex. The transcript has 3 exons. The coding region runs from base 30 to 389 and encodes 119 amino acids. Gene Ontology annotation, molecular function: magnesium ion binding; phosphopyruvate hydratase activity.
CACAAUCUAAUAUCUGUGUCAACCAAUAUAUGCAGGAAAACAAAGAAGGCCUUGAACUAUUGAAGGCAGCCAUAGAAAAGGCUGGCUACACUGGAAAGGUGGUCAUUGGGAUGGAUGUUGCUGCUUCUGAGUUCUUCGGUGAGAAAGACAAGACUUAUGAUCUUAAUUUCAAGGAGGAGAACAACGAUGGCUCAAACAAAAUUUCAGGCGACAGCCUGAAAGACCUGUACAAGUCCUUUGUUUCUGAGUACCCUAUUGAGUCGAUUGAAGACCCAUUUGAUCAGGAUGACUGGAGCACUUAUGCCAAACUCACUGAUGAGAUUGGACAGAAAGUGCAGAUUGUAGGAGAUGAUCUUCUCGUUACCAACCCCACCGUGAGUAACAUUUAG